AUGGGUCGUAUUGGGUUGUUCAAAAAAGAGCAGGACCCGUUUGCUUUGUUGCUUGAGGAGAGCGAGAAUGGCGGCAAAAGUCGGGAAAGGGCUGGCAGUAAUAGCAUGCUUAGACGGUCAACAACACGUUCCCGUCCUGAGAGAGUGAGAGAUGAUGAUGAUAAUGCGUCGCCUGAGGUAUCUGAGAACCAGUACCAUUCGCCAUUCCGUACGGAGGAAGAGGCACAGCGUGCGCGGGAAAUUCGUAAGCAGAAGUUUGCGCAUAUUAGUCCAGAGGCGGCGGGAAGCGUGGAUCCCUCGCGGUUGGGGUACAAUGUGAUUACCGACGAGAACGUUGCGAAACCGAGGGAUAUUCUGAUUCCUGCAGGGUUGAAGGAGACGGAGGCGCAACAGUUGGUGACGUUGACGGCGUUGGAGAUGAAGGAGCGUCAGUUGCAGUACUGGAAGGACUCGCAGAAAAUUAUUGAUUUGACUCAGCCCGAGGAUGGGGAAGUCGUCGUGGUCAAGGAUGUUGCUGAAGACGAUGGAGACGACGAUGCGGUUGAUGUGGAGAAGGAGCCCUCCAUCGAGCAAGUCGCCGAUGCGUUUGAGGAUACUGAAGCGAUUGUCCAGGACGAUGAGGAGGAACCCAUAGACUUGAAGCGUGAACCGAAACCGGAAGCCGCUCUGAGAGCUUUCGAAGAGGCAGAGGCUAUUGUUCAGGAUGACGAGGAAGAGGAGCCGGUAGACGAUGUGGAGGCAGAGCCUCCAGCUGCAGUGGCAGUCGAGGUGCUAGAAGAAGCAGAAGCAAUUGCUCUGGGCCAGACUCCGCCAGAAGUGCCUCUUGCAGAAGAAGAAGAGGCAGAACAUCCUAACGGGGUGGAAAAGGCAGAAACGGACGACGCCAAGGAGUAUGUAGAUCCAUCGCGCGAACCAAAACCAGAAGCUGCGCUGAGAGCCUUUGAAGAAGCAGAGGCUAUUGUCCAGGACGAUGAAGAAGAACCUAUAGACUUGAAGCGUGAACCCAAACCGGACGCUGCUCUGAGAGCUUUCGAAGAGGCAGAGGCUAUUGUUCAAGACGACAUCGAGGAACCUGUGGAUGAUGUGGAAGCAGAGCCUUCGCCAGAAGAGGCUGCAAGGGCUUUGGAAGAGGCCGAAGUGCUAGCUACCGGUGAUCCACAGUAUCUGCCUCCACCACCGGACAUCAAGAGUGCUCCCCAGGUACCAUUUGAGGUGAACGAUGGCACAGCAAAUGCUGAUGACAAGUCUCAGCAACGUGGAGGAGGAGGGCUGAAGGCUCUUGGGUUUUUGAACAUUUUCAAGCGUUCAAGUAAGAAUACUCCUGAAGCUGCUGCUAUCGCAGCAGCAGCAGCAGCUGGUGCCAUCGUGACGCGCGAAGGCGCUCCGGUAGCAACACCAGAAGACCCAGAACAUAUUGUCAAGACUACGAAUGGGUACUUAUCCAAGGUUGUUUACGACAAAUUGGAGUACGAUGAGCUGAUCCACCAAGCCAAGUUGAACAAGUUCUCUGAGGAGAAGACCGCAAAGUACAACGCCAAGGCCCAGGAGUACGAAGACAAGAUCCAGUCGAUCCAAAAGGAGAUUGCAGACUUGGAAGCACAAAUGGAGCAGUGCAAGUUGGAACACGAGGAAAAGAUGAAAUUGAAGCAAGUGGAAGCUUCUCAAACGCUACUUGACACUAAUGUGAAGCACAUCAAUGCAAAGACCGCCUUGUACAGGGAGACCGAACAGAUCAAGCUGCAGACCAUUGCGGACAAGGAGGACACUGCACUAUGUCAUGAACAAGUUCAAAAGGAAAUUGACGAUUUGUUGUUGAUGAAAGAAGAAGUCAACAAGGAGCACCACGAGCACGAGAACAAGGUUUCUGCUCUUAUCACGGAUUUGGAUACCAAGACUGCAGCAUUGAACGAAUCUUUGGCUAAGAAGGAAGAAACGAAUGCCCAGAUCCAAGCUUUGGAAGAAGAAAAGGCUAAAUUGGAACAGGAGAUCAAAGCAGUUCAAGAGGAACACCAGGGCAAUGUUGCCAACAUUGAGAGUAUCGACAACAAGGAGUACUUACCCAAGGUUAAUGAGAUCAACAAUGAGAUAUCUACAUUGCUUGGUUCGCUAGCCUUGAUCCAGCAAGAGAUUGCCAACCAAAAGGUGGAAUUCUCCACGGUUACCAAGAAGUUGGAGCAAGAGCGUAAGGAGCACGAGGAGCAACUCUUGAGAGAAAAGGAAGAACGUGAACGCUUAGAAAAGGACCGUCUGAACAAACAGCGCGCCGAGUACGAGGCCAAGGCAGAAGAAGCCCGUUUAAGACACGAGGAAGAAUUGGCUGAACUGAAGCGCUCGCACGAGGAAGCAAACAAAAAAGCCAUUUUAGAAAAAGAAGAAGCCCACAAGAAACUUCUAGAAGAACAGGCUAAACGCGACCAAGUGGAACGCGAACGCACCCGUCUACAAGGUGAAAAAGCCAUUGCAGAACAAGAAAAGGGUAAUCCGGCAGAUAAACUUCUGGAACGCGAACACGUUGAAAAGCAAAAACGUCAAGCAGAAGCUGCCGCUGCUGCUGAAGAAAAGCUGAAGAAUGCCCAAAAAAAUCCAGCCAUGCGUACCAAGGAUUCGUCCCUGUAUGACUACGAAACAGUGGAAGAAAUCAUCACCAUUCCCGAAUAA
This is a messenger RNA of Kluyveromyces marxianus DMKU3-1042, 2658 nucleotides long. RefSeq lists its product as uncharacterized. NCBI's taxonomy places the organism in Eukaryota, Fungi, Ascomycota, Saccharomycetes, Saccharomycetales, Saccharomycetaceae. Bases 1 to 2658 code for a protein of 885 amino acids. The transcript has a single exon. The record is from RefSeq and is a predicted model, not a curated record.